This is a messenger RNA of Styela clava, 1904 nucleotides long. RefSeq names its product protein Wnt-2b-A-like. Gene Ontology annotation, biological process: canonical Wnt signaling pathway; cell fate commitment; multicellular organism development. Gene Ontology annotation, molecular function: frizzled binding; cytokine activity. Lineage: Eukaryota; Metazoa; Chordata; Ascidiacea; Stolidobranchia; Styelidae. Gene Ontology annotation, cellular component: extracellular region. The record is from RefSeq and is a predicted model, not a curated record.
GAUAAGUUACCACAAUCCUAAGAAAAUAUUUCAACAAAAGUCGAACCUAUGAAGAUAUACAAAAAGACGAGAUUGUGCGUCGUUCUUGCUUGUUUUGUGUGGAGUUGGAGUUCGUUGAUGGCCAGUGCAACAUGGUGGUUACUGACGGUACCAGCCCCACAGCCGACGCAGCAAACACGCAACACAAAAGGUGCAAAAGCAUACUGCAAUUCAUUAAAAUUUUUGUCAGAAAAACAAAAACAAUUAUGUAUUUAUCAUCCAACCAUUAUGAGCAAGAUAAGCGAUGGAGUAAAGGUGGGAAUAAGGGAAUGUGAAUACCAAUUUCAAAAUCAAAGAUGGAAUUGUACGCAAUAUCCUUCAACAAAACCAAAGCAACAUAUUUUUGAUCCAGUUUUGCGAAAUAAGGGACCAGAAAGAGCUUAUAUCAAAGCCAUAUUGUCGGCCGCCGUCUCCUAUACAAUCACAAGAGCUUGUUCUGGAGGAGAUUUACCAGAAGAAUGUAUGUGUGCCCCCAUAAGACGAAAGGCCGAUCGAGAUUCUCGACAGAAGGAAUUCGAGUGGGGAGGCUGUUCCGAUGACGUGAGAAUAGGCGACCAAUUUUCUCGUGAUUUUUUCGACGACAAGAAACGAAAACUUUCAGCGGUUGAGUUACUGGAUUUACACAACAACGAUGCGGGAAGACAGGCAGUUCGCUUGAACAAUAAAACGACCUGUCGAUGUCAUGGAUUAACUGGCACCUGCACUCAAAAUAUAUGUUGGAGAUCAUUGCCUCCAAUGAGGAAAGUAGGCCACGAACUAUUUCAGCGUUAUUCUACCGCCGUUAGAGUGCGAAUCAAGAAGUCCCGUGUUCAGGCCGCAUCAAAGUCGUCAAGAAGUAAACUAUCAUCGAGGAAUUUGGUAUAUUUGAAGAAAGCCCCGUCUUUUUGCACGAAAAACCUUAAAAAGGGAUCUUUCGGUACAAUAGGCAGAUGGUGUAACGCAACGAGCACUAACAGCGAAGGUUGUUCACAUAUGUGCUGCAACAGAGGUUACAAAACAGAAUCAGUGUUAAAAAGCAUCAAAUGCAAUUGUAAAUUUCAUUGGUGCUGCAAUCUGACUUGUGAAACAUGCGAAGAAAUGAGAGAAGAGUCCUACUGCAGAUAAAAAAGCAAGCUUAUUCAUAUUUAUAGUCGAAGAAUGCAAAAGCCGAUCAAGAUGGUAUGGAGAGGAGAUAAUGGGAUAUGAAUGAAAGAACGUCGAACUUCAGAGAGGGUUGAAACUAGAAGAUAAGUGACAAGGCAAGGGCUUAACACUUGACCUUGUGGUAUACAAAUGUAUAUUUGCAGAGAUAAAACAAAAUCGAGAAAAAACUUAGCCUCUGUUCUAUUUAACACGAUAUCACCUUUCAGCAAAUGAAGAAUCCACAAUUACAAGAUUCUUCAUUAUCGAACAACGCGCAACCCCCAAUUGCUUAGUGAAGUGCACCGGACAUUAUCAAAUAGAAUGAGCAAAUUGAAGACCUCAUGCAAAGACAAACAUGCUGCCGAGUCAAAUAUUUUGAUGUACAAAUCCCCCUCUAAGGUAUACUUUUUCUUAUAGAGCUGCGCCGACGGUAUUGAAUAAGCUACAAGAUAAAAUAUAUUCGAGUCAUUAAAGAAUAUCAUAUAUACACAUUUUGCAUUGGUCGCAACAGGCCCGCAUUUAUUGUAACGGGAAUGCAAAAAACUAUUUAAGUAGGUGAAGAACGGUUUUAUUUGAUACAAACAAACUGCUACAUUCUUCAAUGAGUUUCAAUUAUUUUUGAUUAAAACACCUUGUACAUAAUAUAUUAUAUGCAACAAUCGUUCCAGUAUUUAUUCCGCUUUCAUUUGCCGAACAAUGUUGUUGACUUUUUUAUUUCGUAUUUUCAAUGCUUUUCGGUUUAC